Schistocerca gregaria is the source of this 1389-nucleotide messenger RNA. RefSeq lists its product as uncharacterized. The record is from RefSeq and is a predicted model, not a curated record. The coding region runs from base 1 to 1389 and encodes 462 amino acids. The transcript is spliced from 2 exons. NCBI's taxonomy places the organism in Eukaryota, Metazoa, Arthropoda, Insecta, Orthoptera, Acrididae.
AUGGUCGCCCAGCCGCAUGAGGUGCAGUUGUGUGGCAGUGCUGUCGGGAAGGCCUAUCAGGUGCAGUCGUGUGGCAGUGCUGUCGGCAAGGCCCAUCAGGAGCUGUCUCGAUGCACUGAUGUUGGCAAGGACCAUCAAGUGCAGACGAGAGGCAGUGCGUUCGGCCAGGCCCAUCAAGUGCAGACGAGAAGCAGUGCGUCCGGCCAGGACCAUCAAGCCCAUCAAGUGCAGACCAUAGGCAGUGCGUUCGGCCAGGCCCAUCAAGUGCAGACCAUAGGCAGUGCGUUCGGCCAGGACCAUCAAGUGCAGACCAUAGGCAGUGCGUUCGGCCAGGACCAUCAAGUGCAGACGAGAGGCAGUGCGUUCGGCCAGGCCCAUCAACUGCAGACGAGAGGCAGUGCGUUCGGCCAGGCCCAUCAACUGCAGACGAGAGGCAGUGCGUUCGGCCAGGCCCAUCAACUGCAGACGAGAGGCAGUGCGUUCGGCCAGGCCCAUCAACUGCAGACGAGAGGCAGUGCGUUCGGCCAGGCCCAUCAACUGCAGACGAGAGGCAGUGCGUUCGGCCAGGCCCAUCAACUGCAGACGAGAGGCAGUGCGUUCGGCCAGGCCCAUCAAGUGCAGACGAGAGGCAGUGCGUUCGGCCAGGCCCAUCAAGUGCAGACGAGAGGCAGUGCCUUCGGCCAGGCCCAUCAAGUGCAGACCAUAGGCAGUGCCUUCGGCCAGGCCCAUCAAGUGCAGUCCAUAGGCAGUGCGUUCGGCCAGGCCCAUCAAGUGCAGACCAUAGGCAGUGCGUUCGGCCAAGCCCAUCAAGGUCAGACCAUAGGCAGUGCCUUCGGCCAGGCCCAUCAAGUGCAGACGAGAGGCAGUGCGUUCGGCCAGGCGCAUCAAGUGCAGACCAUAGGCAGUGCGUUCGGCCAGGCCCAUCAAGUGCAGGCCAUAGGCAGUGCCUUCGGCCAGACCCAUCAAGCGCAGACGAGAGGCAGUGCCUUCGGCCAGGCCCAUCAAGUGCAGACGAGAGGCAGUGCGUUCGGCCAGGCCAUCAAGUGCAGACGAGAGGCAGUGCGUUCGGCCAGGCCCAUCAAGUGCAGACGAGAGGCAGUGCGUUCGGCCAGGCCCAUCAAGUGCAGACGAGAGGCAGUGUGUUCGGCCAGGCCCAUCAAGUGCAGACGAGAGGCAGUGCGUUCGGCCAGGCCCAUCAAGUGGAGACGAGAGGCAGUGCGUUCGGCCAUGUCCAUCAAGUGCCGUGAUGAGGCAAUGCUUUCGGCCAGGUCCAUCAGAUCCGGUAGUGAAGCAGUGGAGUUGGCCAGGCCCAUUAGAUGUAGUCCUGUGGUUCGACAAGCCAGCCAGAUCAGUUACAGUCAGAAAAGCCAAUCAGGCGAUUCCGUGUAA